CCACAUUUAAGGCUCCACCUCAGCCUCGUACUCAACCGAGCCAAUCAUAUCCCUUCUAAAUCGACCUCACCUCAAUUCGUAGUGUCCAUCGCCCGGAAAGCUUGCUCUGGAUGACCAUCCGACCCCAGAACCGACUUCUCCCUUCCCCUCCGACUCCAUCACCACAACCACAGCCAUGGCGUCCCGACGGCCUCAAUUCAACCAGCAGUUCCAGGUCGACACGACCCCUCUGCCCGAUAGCAUCCCCAAGGUCAAGGAGAUCGGUGCCAGCUCCGCGCCCCUGCUGUCUGCAUCCUACUUCAUCGGCGCCCGAUGCCGCGAAUACAAUGACGACUUCAUGCAGUGCAAGACGGAGAGCGCGGGCCGCGGUGAAUUCGACUGCUUGAAGGAGGGUCGUCGGGUCACGAGAUGUGCCUCCAGCGUGCUGAAGGACAUCAACACCCAUUGCCUCGAGCAGUUCAAGGCCCACUGGACCUGCAUCGAGAACCGCAACCAUCAGCUCUACCAGUGCCGACAGCCCGAGUGGAAGCUCAACAAAUGUGUCUAUGAGAACCUGAAACUCGAGAAGCACAUCCCCGACCAGCGUCCCGGUGUCACCCCUGUCGAGCUCCGUACUCACAUGAUCUACGCCGACCAACCCAUCAACACCCUCGAGGGCAAGCCCUUCAUCCCCCCGUCAAAGGCCGAGGGCAACAAGCAAGCGUCGUAAAAGGUGCGUGGGCGUUUAUGUGUGCGAAAAGGCGCUGUGGGAAGACGGCUGCCUUCCCUUCCCCUGGCACGAAUGCCGCGGACGGAGAGGAGUCUGGGCUUUGCGUUGAAGAUGUAGGCUCGGGACUUGGCGAUAGAACGCUGUGUACAUAUGUCAUCAAUCAGAGUUGGGAUCAUCCAAAUGGCUUCUUUUAAUGUUUCCCCAGCCUGUUUCGGAUUACCCAGGGGGAUCCUCAGCAAUCGUAAUUACGAUGCUCCUUAGCUCGACUGGGCCGGCUGGCCGUCGCCAACGGCGAUGAGCCAGCACGAAAGGUAUAUCAAAGACGGACCAACACCCAUUCCUAUAGCGUUUGGGGCGAGUUGCAACUCACAUUGUACCAGUGACUGACAUGGUAAUACUAGUCACGACCUACACGGGUUUGCUGGUACUUUCGCCGUUCAACCAUAUGCAGGCUUAUUCUUUGCCGGCGUCCCAGGUCACAGGUUUGCCAAGAUGACU
Colletotrichum navitas is the source of this 1207-nucleotide messenger RNA. Its product is annotated as CHCH domain-containing protein. Gene Ontology annotation, biological process: mitochondrial electron transport, NADH to ubiquinone. Lineage: Eukaryota; Fungi; Ascomycota; Sordariomycetes; Glomerellales; Glomerellaceae. The transcript has 4 exons. The record is from RefSeq and is a predicted model, not a curated record. The coding region runs from base 176 to 709 and encodes 177 amino acids.